Molecule: messenger RNA, 495 nt
Organism: Punica granatum (pomegranate)
Lineage: Eukaryota; Viridiplantae; Streptophyta; Magnoliopsida; Myrtales; Lythraceae
Source: RefSeq, a predicted model, not a curated record
UCAUUUUGAAUUUUGAGCUUAUUCUUAAGAAUUUUUACUGUUGACACUGAAACUUUUCGGUAAGGAUCUCGAAAAUCCAACCCCGAGCAGAUGACGAGUUUAGCAAAAUCUUACAGGUUGCGUCUAGGAUAUGCCCAUGUAGCCAACAAUCUCUAUGAGGGUUGGGGUUCGUACGCCAUCGGGGGCAGCUCGGGCGCCUCCAUCAAGAGUGAAGCUAACGUCUUUAUUCCUAAAGGCAACAAGGAGGUAACUUGGAGGGGGGGAUACAGUUUUUACUCAGUGGGGGACUUGUUCAAGAACGGGGCAUCGUUCACUCAAACGGCGCAGAUUGGACCUGCGAGGCUGAAGAAGUACGGCCCUGGUCAGAGGUUCCAGGUCGCUAGUGCCGAUGCUGUCAGGGACCUCACGAGCUCCGCCGGUGCCCAGAAGCUCUAACAACUAAGCUGCUAAAAGAAAUACCUUUGACAUCCUUUCCGAUUUAUCGGCGUUGGUAUU